AUGGGAGGCAAGAAAGCAGCAGGAGAAAACACCAAGAAGGUCGCUGGCAACGCUCGUAAGGCGGAGGCCGCGGCAGCAAAGAAGGCAGCUGAAGACCAGAAGAAAUCUGCAGAGGAAGAGAAGCAAUGGUCAAAGGGAUCCAAGGGAAAUGCUAAGAAGGAAGAGGCCGAAGCCAAGAAAGCUGAAGCUGCCCGCAAGAAGGCAGAGCGCGAUGCUCUACUAGCCGAGGAGGAAGCUUCCCAACCAGCCAAAGCCAAAGGCGCGAACGCAAAGACCGCACAGAAGAAGACUCGUGGCCUCGAUCUUUCACAACUGGACGAACCUACCAGCACGAAGGGCUCUGCCAUUAGCGCCACUGGUAUUGACAAUGCGCUGGACGCCCUGUCUUUAACCUCGAAGGAUACCUCGAAGAUCGACCGACACCCAGAGCGACGAUUCAAGGCUGCAUAUGCCGCUUUCGAGGAGAGGCGGUUGCCAGAAAUUGAAAAGGAACACCCUGGUCUACGCCGAAACCAGCGCAUGGAUCUUUGCAGGAAGGAAUUCGAGAAGAGCGAAGAGAACCCAUUCAACCAGGUGCAUGCGGCCAUCAAUGCUACCAAGGAGGAAGUCGCCGCGCUUCGCGAGAGCGAGCGCAAGAAGGUCGAGACCAGACUCGGUGGCAAAUAG
Molecule: messenger RNA, 666 nt
Organism: Penicillium bovifimosum
Lineage: Eukaryota; Fungi; Ascomycota; Eurotiomycetes; Eurotiales; Aspergillaceae
Product: DUF1014 domain protein
Exons: 3
Coding region: 1-666 (221 amino acids)
Biological process (GO): transcription by RNA polymerase II
Cellular component (GO): nucleus
Molecular function (GO): transcription coactivator activity
Source: RefSeq, a predicted model, not a curated record